This is a messenger RNA of Hordeum vulgare subsp. vulgare (domesticated barley), 2157 nucleotides long. RefSeq lists its product as uncharacterized. The record is from RefSeq and is a predicted model, not a curated record. NCBI's taxonomy places the organism in Eukaryota, Viridiplantae, Streptophyta, Magnoliopsida, Poales, Poaceae. Gene Ontology annotation, molecular function: DNA binding. Gene Ontology annotation, biological process: regulation of DNA-templated transcription. The transcript has a single exon. The coding region runs from base 1 to 1317 and encodes 438 amino acids.
AUGGAAGGCCUCGACGUCGAUGGCAUCUUCCAGCACUACCGCCUGAAUCCUACGGAAAUGGAGGCCGUCACGUACUACUUGCCACGCCUCCUCUCCGGCGAGACGCUGCAUGGCACCGAGAAGCUCAUCCACCACAUCUACAUCUACGACUACGAGCCCAAGGAUCUCGCCGCCCAGUUCGCGCCCGUGCCGCAGGCCGCGAGCAGCGGCGACCGCUUCUUCUUCACGACGUGCAAGAGCAAGAACGGAAGCAAGCUCCAGAGCGUGCGCAGCGCCGGCGGCGGCACCUGGACCAUCCAGAAGACCACGGAGAUUAGCCACGCCGGACUCAAGGUCGGCGAGCUCAAGAACCUGUCGUUCAAGAAGAAAGGCAAGUCGACCGGCUGGGUCAUGGAGGAGUACCGAUGCCUGCUGCCGCAGGCCACUGUCGCCGAGGGGGUGAAGGUGUUCUGCAAGAUGCACUUGGCUCAGCAUGCUCCUGACGCGGCUCGCCAAGAAUCGGCGGCAUACAAGCAUCAAGAACCGCAGCCAGAGGCCGUGACUGCGAGCGCGCACGCACAGAAGAGGCCAGCGCCAGCUGCCGCCGCCGAUCCUCAUCCCCCGCGCCCCAACAAGAGGGUGCGAGUUGCCUUCCCCGUCCCGGCACCUGCCACACCGUCGUUCUUGAUGUAUGAUGAGGCAGCCAGAGCAAUGCAUUGCCCGCUGGCUCGUACCAACUUCCCUGUUCAGGAUGCACAGGUACCUGCUGUGGCUGUACCAGCGGCAAUCGAAGUAUCAUGCGAGUCCACUACAACAUCCGACCACUCCGACGUUGCUUCUUCCUCGCAGAAUCAGCAUUACAGCCAACAACAGACUGUUCCUGAGGCUGGCUCAAGCAUUGCAAGAAGCACAUCUGAAGAGGAUGUCUUUGAGACAUUGGAGCCUAUUUCCAGUUUGCUGGAUGGAGAGGAAGAUGACUUUGAUCUUGAAGAACUAAUGAGAAUGAUGGAAGCCGACCCAAUUGAAGUUGAGCCUGUCACUGGAGCCAACACUGGCGUGGAGAUGGACCAACAGGAACCUCUCUACCUGGAUUGCUUGGACCAAGGCAUGCUGGAGGACAUUCUGCAGUCCGAUUACCCUCACCCAAUGCAGAUACCAGAGGAUCGGGCCAUGGACAACCCUGCCUUCCAUGAUGCUGACAAGGAGAAGAGGUACAAUGCCGCGUCAGAUCUUGACGCUCCAUCGCUUCAGGGACAAGGCCACUUGUUCAAAUCGCCGCCAAGCUUCUUCGAUCCAUUUGAAGCAGCGUGGAAGGCCGAAGAGGCGCUCGAGAACUAGAAGAGAUACAAUGCCACGGUCAAUCUUCACACUCGAGGGCACAGCAACUUAUUCUUGUCUGCAAGUGUCCAUUAAAUCCGACGUUGAAAUUGUAUGCAAAGUGUAUACGAGGAUAUUCACUGGCUGAUAUAUUAGUUCGUCUUGUACGAUCGCCACGGAUGUACCUCUGAGCAAUUUGCUCCACUUGUUCAUGCAAGCUACUAAAACUGUUGUUCUUCUUUCUCCCGUGACGGAUUUUCCGACCCUUGCAUUCGCUCUUGCACUGUACUUCUUCUGCUCUGUUUCCUGUGAUGGACCAUGUUAAAACUGCUCUUAUCUUUUUGUAUAUUAGUCUCAGAUAAGCAAGCAUGAUGCAGUUAUGAUAUGGCCAGCCGCAUACAAGCAGUAACUAUGUUUGUAAAAUCAAAACUGUUUCACUGCUCGUGAUAAUCUACAGAACAACUUCAAGUUCAUAAGUUGCAGAGCAAAUUCAGGUUGUGGCCCCAAAAAAAAGUUGUUCUGUCUAUUUUGCAUCGCUGAAGUCAUGUCUUUUAUCAUCAACUAAAGCCAGAUCCUUCAGGGAGAUGCUAAAUUAUUUUGUAACUUUGCAAAUUGAAACAUAUACAGACCUCAACGCAGCGACUGGCGCAUGUCUAUGUCUGAACCGUGACUGGUUUCAGGAAUGCUGCAGUGAAUGGAGUUUGUGUUUGGGCUCUUCGUCCCAUUGGUCUAGAGCUCUCGGUAGAUUAGCUUAUUUAGACUCCUCAAAUGCAUAAUUCAGGUCAGGUAAGCACACAUAAUUGCUACUCCCUCCGUUCCUAAAUAUAAGUCUUUAAAGAGGUUUCAUUAGUGGACUACAUA